AUGUACCAAUUGACCCUAGAGUGGGAUCCGAUGCCGGAGCCUAAUCCAGAACAGACAACAUCCAUCUUUUCGUUGAUGACAUACAUCUUCAAGGACGACAUUAUUCACAAAGGGUACAUAGUACCUCAUUUGACUGUCGAACAGCUGCCUCCUCUCACGGAUUAUGAUCGAGCAUCGGUCUUGACGGGUCGGGCCAUUCCUCAUAUGGAUGUUUUUAUGGGAGCAAAGCGGCGGGAUUUAUUCUUUUCCUUGAUGGGCGUCUUUCAUAAGGCAUACUCUCUUCUCGCAUUAAUGGUGGCCGUCCAGUCGCUAUGCAGCUUUGCGUCACCUAUAGGAAUAAAUCGAAUUCUUCGAUACCUAGAGACCGACGGCGCCGAUGCAGAAAUCCAUCCAUGGUUCUGGAUAUCAGGGUGCAGACCGUCAGUGAGGCGUCGAACGUUCUUCGAGGAGGAGCUUGGUUGGCUCUGGAAGGUCAAGCUCUACGAUGUUGUGACCAACUUGUUAAGCUACUCCAUCCCUGCGUUUACUAUGGUGGCUACAUAUGGGACUUAUACCCUUAUCAUGAAGCAAGAGCUCGCUCCGUCUACGAUCUUCUCCAGCAUGGCUGUCUUUGGGAUCAUGCGAGAGCAAUUUCAAAGGACUGUCUAUCAUGUAUCAAUCCUUAUCCGAGGCAAGGUGUCUCUAGACCGCAUGAGCGACUUUCUUCAGCAUACCGAACUACUAGAUGCUUUCAGCAAGAAUGACCUGGCGUCGGAUGUUCCAGCUGUUGCUCCGAGCAAUGAUCUGGUUGGCUUCAAGGAUGCGAUGUUCACUUGGUCGAAGGAGGGCAAAGAAGAUUUGAGAUUUAUCAAUCUGAUCAUCGGUCCAACCGGCUCGGGAAAGACAUCCAUCUUGAUGGCGCUGCUCGGGGAAAUGCACUUCAUCUGGAUGGGAGCCGAUUCGUGGUUCAGCCUUCCUCGGUGUGGUGGUGUAGCUUACGCUGCGCAAGAAUCUUUGGUGCAGAAUGACACUAUCCGCAACAACAUCCUUUUUGGCUCUCUGUACGACGAAGAGCGAUACGAGAAAGUGGCGGUCAGAAGGCACGAGUCUAAGGCACGAGUCACGUUGGCGAGAGCAAUCUAUUCGCCAGCGGAGAUUAUCCUUCUAGAUGAUGUCCUUGCCGCAUUGGAUGUCCAUACUGCAUCGUGGAUUGUCGAGAAAUGCUUCUGCGGAGACCUCGCUCGAGGAAGAAUAAUUCUCCUAACUACAACCCACAAUAUUGCCCUGGUUGGCUCCAUUGCUAACCGGGUUGUCUCUAUCGGCCUCGAUGGGUCAAUCCAAGUACAAGACACCGAAGUUGACGCUACCUUGUUGAAUGAACCUACAUUGAUCGCAGAAGUAGGACCAGACCAAGCGACGAAAAACGAAGAGCUUCAAAUCCCUACAUCCAAGGCAGCCAAUGGAAAACUCGUCAUGGCAGAAGACGUUGCCAUGGGCCACGUAACUCGGAGGUCGUUCCGUCUAUUCCUUGAAAGUCUAGGAGGAAAGCAUCCUAUGCUCUUUUUCUUGACAUUUGUUGGCGGAUUUGUAGCAACAGAGUUCAUUUCGACUUUCCAGACCUGGCUCCUGGGCUUCUGGGGCUCUCAGUAUGAGGGGCACGAUCCUUCUGAAGUCUAUGUUCCUUUCUACCUUAUGCUAUACUGUGUCCUCGUGCUCCUCAUGAUCAUAACGCUUGCUCUUUCAAAUAUGAUCUUCGUCACUGGGGCGAUGCGAGCUGCCAAAGUAAUCAACACUCGGCUAAUGGAUUCAAUAUCUAGCAGUACUUGGAGAUGGCUGGAUGAGACACCAACAGGGCGGAUCAUUACUCGCUGCACUCAAGAUGUUCGAAUCGUUGCCGGAACAAUCCCUCAGAUGCUUUCUCUUGUCGUUGAAUGUGUCCUUUCUAUGCUCGUCAAGCUGGCUGCUGUGGUCCUCUUUACCCCGGUCUUCUUCUCUCCAGGAAUUGCAAUUGCGGCUUGUGGCGUAUAUCUCGGAAACCUGUACAUGAAGGCUCAGUUAUCUGUGAAACGCAACACAAGCAAUGCAAAGGCUCCUGUGUUGUCGCAUUUCAGUGCCUCUGUUGAUGGCUUAGUCUCCGUUCGAGCGUACGGCACCCGGGAAGCCUUCAAACGCGAAUCACUCAAUCACAUCAACCAUUACACCAGAGUCGCGAGCAUAUUUUGGAACCUCAAUCGAUGGGUAGCAACGCGUAUUGAUGCCCUCGGCGCUAUAUUCACGAGUGCACUCGUAGCCUAUUUGGUCUAUAGUCCGAGAGGAGUUGGGGCGUCUAAUAGCGGCUUUUCCCUCGGAAUGGCAGUUGAAUUCGUAAAGAGUACUUUCUGGUUGGUUCGCGUUUUCAACGAGCUUGAGGUACAAUCCAAUAGCCUCGAACGGAUCCAAGGCUAUCUUGACAUUAAUCACGAACCCCAACCUAGUGCUUCUGGAAAGCGGCCUGCAGCUUGGCCGACAAGCGGAGACCUCCGUGUCGAAAAGUUAUCUGCACGUUAUUCAGCUGCUGGUCCUAAAGUGUUGCAUGAUAUUUCCUUCCACGUCAAUUCUGGUCAACGAAUUGGCGUAGUUGGCAGGACCGGAAGUGGGAAGAGCUCCUUGACGUUAGCACUUCUGCGCUGCAUCCUGACAGAUGGUACCGUCUAUUACGAUGGUAUUCCAACCAACGAGAUCAACCUGGAUACUCUGAGGUCAAACAUAACGAUUAUUCCCCAAACACCCGAACUUCUCAGCGGCACACUGCGCGAGAAUUUAGACCCCUUCGGAAGCCAAGAUGAUGCCACCUUAAACGAUGCACUUCGCGCUGCUGGCUCAUUCUCGCUUCAGGAGGAGGCCGGAGAGGCCCAUAUCAACUUGGACAUGAAGAUCGCAGGGGGUGGCGCCAUUUUAUCCGUUGGUCAGAGACAGAUCCUCGCACUGGCCCGUGCCAUCGUUCGUCAAAGCAAGCUUCUCAUUUUGGACGAGGCUACGUCCGCCAUUGGUCAGUGA
Molecule: messenger RNA, 3015 nt
Organism: Cyclocybe aegerita
Lineage: Eukaryota; Fungi; Basidiomycota; Agaricomycetes; Agaricales; Hemipholiotaceae
Source: the annotation of a GenBank genome assembly